AGAAGCACUGCCCGGGCUCUGACAGCCUCGAGCUGCCGCUCUGAAGUAAGGGCAGGCUUAGGAGUAAGCCAUCGGUACCCUAUCGCUGCGUGCAAGGCGCGCUGGACGAAUUUGCCGCCCUACGGAGCGCUUGGACCGCAGAGCACCUGGAUCCUCUGUUGAGAGCACCAGUUGCGCCUGCGCUAGAACCAUGGCCUGGACAUUCGUUCUACUCGCAACAAGCGCCUCAGCACUCAGCGCGAACAAACCCCCGUCAAUCUUGGCGAUCGGCGAGACGCUCUACGACUCGCUGCCGCACGGCGUCUUUCUGGGAGGCGCGCCGUUAAAUGUUGCUGUGCACGCGGCUCAAUUAGGUGCCCACGCGGCCUACGCGUCGGCCGUUGGGGAUGAUGCCUUGGGACGGGACGCCAAACGGCGCCUAGAAGCGUUGAGUGUGGAUUGCGAACUCGUGCAAACAAGGCCCGGUCUAGAAACAGGAUUCGUGAGCUGUGUCCUCGAUGAAAACGGCGACGCGACGUACGACAUCGCCUACCCCGCGGCCUGGGACAGUGUUCAUGCGGAGCCUUCUUUGCUGACGGCGGCGCGGUCCUUCGACUGCCUCGUUCAUGGGUCCUUGGCGUUGCGAGGCGAGGAGACGGCUUCUACUUUGAGAAAGCUCGCGGCCGACGCGACGAGAAGGGUCUUCGACAUCAAUGUGCGGCCCCUGCCCGACGGGAUUGAGGUGCGCGACCUCGUCGAACCGCUAUUGCAGGGUUGUUAUGUGGUCAAAAUGAACGAGGACGAAUUGCAAUUGGUGCAGGCGUGGUUCGACCUGAAACCGGCGACGCUCGAGAAGUCAUUACUUGAGUUAAAUGAGGUCGUGGGGGCCGAUCAUCUCGUCGUGACGCGCGCGGAGCGGGGCGCGGCGCUGGUUGACGCGUCGGGUGCGUACUGCGAGAGCCCCGGGUUCGUGGUGGACGUCGUGGACACCGUCGGCUCGGGGGACUCGUUCACUGCUAGAUUGGUCUACGGGCUGUUGAGCGGCGAGGCUGCUUCUGACGCGCUCGGCGCCGCGACCAGGCUCGGGUCCUGGGUCGCGUCGCAGGCCGGGGCGACGCCGCGACACGAGUCGUUGGGGUAACACUAGAUCACACACCACUAC
Molecule: messenger RNA, 1141 nt
Organism: Pelagomonas calceolata
Lineage: Eukaryota; Pelagophyceae; Pelagomonadales; Pelagomonadaceae
Source: the annotation of a GenBank genome assembly